This is a messenger RNA of Zerene cesonia (dogface butterfly), 7156 nucleotides long. Its product is annotated as protein PFC0760c-like. The record is from RefSeq and is a predicted model, not a curated record. Gene Ontology annotation, molecular function: histone H3K36 methyltransferase activity; protein binding. Bases 350 to 7075 code for a protein of 2241 amino acids. The transcript has 14 exons. Lineage: Eukaryota; Metazoa; Arthropoda; Insecta; Lepidoptera; Pieridae. Gene Ontology annotation, cellular component: nucleus; chromatin. Gene Ontology annotation, biological process: regulation of DNA-templated transcription.
ACAAUCAUAAGUAUUUUACACAGAGUACACACACAUUCAAACAUUCAAUCGAGUGAUUUUCGCGGUACUGAAUACUGAGCGUCGUGAAUAGUGGAACUUAAUUUCUUGAAAAAUUUACUUUUAUAAGUCUUUACUAUUAUCCGAUUAUGUUUUAAUUCAGAGCGCAUGCAUAUCUAUACAUAUGAACGAGUGAUACUCGUAUGUUGAGUGCUCUAAUUGCAAUCACCAUUUUAUUUAUUGAUAAAUAUGCAAUAUUUCACGUUUUCGAUAACAAAUUUAUAACCGACAUUUUCGGCUCGACAUCAUUGCGUCAAACUUACAUAUGGCGCUUUGAUAAGCUGUAAUUAAAAUGGAGGAAUGCGAAGAUGUAAGUUCUGAGGAUAUAAACUAUUCUAACAGUCCCACACUUGUUAAAAUGAAACCAAAGAAGCGAUCUCUAGUUGAAAGAGAAUUAGAGACAAGCUUAACAACAAGAGUCACUUCUCCGGUCACUAAUAGUGAAACUACAAGCACUAGCCGUUAUGGCCGAGCCAGGAAACUCAAAUCUGAAUCUGAAACAAGUGAUUUGGAAAAAUCUAAUUCCAAAAUAAUUUCUCCUAAGUUUGACAAAUCACCAAACAGGCAUGUAACAGCAUACAAAAUGCACGCAUCAAAUUCACCAGUAAAAAGUGAGAACAAAUUGGAUACGCUGGAUAACCAAAUUGAAAAUAUAUACAAUGAAAACAUAUUGCUUAGUCGGUUUGGUUCUGCAGAGAAGAAGCAUACAUCCUCUGCUAAAAAACAGCCUAAGAUCUACAUACGAAAAGAUUUGAUACAAACGAAAGAAAAGGAUGAAACGGUUAUGCUAAUAAAAAACAUGUUUUCACCGACAAAGGGGACUACAAAAGCUGAAUCAAAUGAGAAAUCAGCUACAAAGAAAGGUCGUAGCAGUGCCGAUUUAUUGUCUGUUGUUAAGACGCUAGAUUUUGAUAGCAAUAAGAGAAAGAAGAAGGAUGUACAAGAAAAAAGAAUGUCACAGAGUGAUCUUUUUGACCUUGAGGCCCAAUGUCAAUACCAAGUUGGUGAUUUGGCAUGGGCCAGAAUGGGUACAUAUCCAUUUUGGCCCUGUAUGGUUACCAGAGAACCUAUAAGUUUGAUGUUUAUAAAAAAGAAAUUGUAUGGGAGAUUGGAAAAGGAUAUAAUACAUGUCACCUUUCUGGGUGAUAACGGAAGACGGAGUUGGAUAUUGGAGACAAUGCUGAGGAAAUAUCUGGGGCUGCAAGAGUUUGAGACCACCAGAGACCAGUUUUCAUCUGAGGCUAAACGAAAGGAUCCAAGGCUGUAUGCUGCAUUUUUCAUAUCUGAGAAGCGACUUCCAUAUUGGUAUAUUUCUGUAGAAGAAGCAGAGACACUCCUUAAAGAACCAAAAAGGAUCAGAAUAGAUGCUUUGAAUGCUAUGAUUGAUAAAUCUAAGCAGAAAGCAGCAACAACCAAAAGUAAAAAGAUAACCAGAACCAACAGUGAUGUGUCUCUCAGUGAAAGUUUAUAUGAUAGCUUAUUUUCAGAAGAUGAUUGUAAGAAUUCAGAUUCAGAAUCCACCAGGAGUAAGAGUAGAAAUAAAUCGUUCGAUGUCUCUGACGUUGUAACUGCGUGUCUCGACAAUAUGGCCGCCAAAACGGGAAUUACGAAAAUACAAAAACAAUCGCACAUGGACAGGUGGUUGCAAAAGGCAAAAUCAAAUACCCCAGAGAAAUCCCAGAUAAAACCGCAAAUCAAGUCUGAUAGGAAAUCUAAAUUUACUAGUAAUUCAAAAAACAUGAUAGCAAAUGAGCAAAAGAGAUACAGCUUACGUCAUUGUAACAAUGAUUCUGACAAUGAAGUAAGACUACUAUCUCAUCACACUGAGCAUGAUUACAGCCAAACUGCUCUUACAAAUGGUCAUAUAAUAAUUGAUGAAAUUGACCUCAUUGAUAGUGGAAGUAAUUUGAGUCAUGACUCUUUUGAACCAGGGAGUGGCAUUGGCGUCAUUUCAAAAGUAGAAACUCUCGCUGGUCGAGAACCUAAGAAUAAUGUAUGUGAUAGCAUAGUUUUAGGACUAGAUCGAAAUUUUGACGAGGAAAGUGCUGAAAUCGAAGUUAUAACACAUGAAGACACUAAUAUAGAAUCAUAUGACAUUAAAGAAUAUACAAAAUUAGAUCAAGAAAAAAUAACUACUGAUACCAGUAGUGAAAAAGAUACCAAUCAUGAAGACUUAGAACUACAAAGAGAAGAUAAUUUGAAUACAAAAGUAUGUAAGAAUGGAUUGGAAGGACAAAAUGAUAAAAUUAUUGUUAAUAAUUUUUCCGAUAUAGCAAAUGAUAUAGUCAUGUCAGAAAGUGAAGCGAAUGAAGAAUUCAAUUUGGAAAAAGACUCAAAUGUAAAUACUGAAAUUAUGUUCACAUCGGUUACUGGUAAUGAUAAUAAAGAUGAAGAUGUUGUUAUGCAGGAGCAAGAGCCUAUAUUAGUACUAAAACAGCAUAGUGAUGUAGAAAACAAUGAUAAAAUUUUUAAUUGUGUUCAAACUGAAUCAGAGGGCAAUAAAAAUAUUGACAAUAAUGCUUUAACAAUAGAUAAUAGUGAAAAUUUAAGUCCUGAAAAUGAAAAAGAAAACGAAAAAAUUUGUGCACAAAUUAUUAGUGACAAUACAAUAAAUCAUGAAGAAAGUGUUAUUGAAAGUAUGGAUAUAGAUGAAAAUAUUGCUGAUAUUGCCAAUGAAGAUAAUGAAGGUUUAGAAAGUGGACUUACUAGUAAUGAAUCAAAUAAUAGUGUUACUCAGGAGGAAUUGGAAAUAAAAAAUCAUGAUUUAAAUCAGCAUGGAUUUAUAAAUAAUCAAGAGAGUGCAGAGCCUAAAAUCAUGUGUUCAGAGGAAAAUGAAAGUUUUUGUGAACCUGAUAAAGAAGGAUUGGAAGAAAACACUGAAAUUACUGAAACUACUGAAAUAAAUAGCUGUACUAUAAAUGGGACACAAUUAGAAGUUAAUAAAACAGACAACCAUGACAUACUGCAAAUUGGCCAUGUCAAUGGCAGUCUUGAUGAAGGAAAUGAUUCUGAAAAUAAUGAAGAAGAUGAACCUGUAGCAAAAUAUAUGAGUUCAAUAGCUGAGAUAAAUGGCCUCAAUUGUUCAGAAUUCUUGAAAUAUGUCGAACAGAAACAAGAUUCAGUGAUUGAUGAACAUCCUGAACUAUCACCUGAAGAAAUCACAACUUAUCUAUAUAAGACAUGGCAGUAUGAAGAAAGUUUGAAAACAGACAGAAAGAAAUUGGAUGAUAUCGAACAAUCCAACUUGGUGAAGGGCCUUAGAACAAGUUCCCCUUCUGGGAAAAAAGGCCGUAAAAAAGUAUUGCGUUUAAAAUCUCAUAAAAUCAAGCAAACUUUGAUUAAUUUUCAGGCUGUAUCGAAAAGCAAUAAUACUGUAAUCGGAGAUGACAAGCUCAUCAAAGAAAAAAAUACAGUUUCUAAUGAAAAUGUAAUGGAAAAUGAACCAGAUACAGUUUUAAAUAAUGGAAGUGAAUUUGAAUGCAAUAUAGAAACUCAAUUGGAUUCUGAAAAAACAAGUAAUGAAACUACAAAUAAAACUAUCUCGACAAAUGGAGAUAGUAAAAAUUAUGACACUUUGAGUAAAGACAAUGAGGCGAUUUCAAAAGUUUGUGAUGUUAACCUAGCAUCAGGUAGUGAAGACUUAAAUAGGGAAACAUUAUCUGAAGAUGAAAUGUCUGAGCAAGUAAUGGAUGAAAAUUUAAAAGAAAUUAAUCAAACAAUAACCAACAAAAUUAAUGGCAAUGACAUAUAUAAAACUGAAUCGGACAGCGACUGUGAUACUAGUGAACCUGCAUGUAGCAUUGUUUCAACAUUAUCAAGUGAGAAAAUUCAAAAGAAAAAUUCAUAUAGAGAUGAUUUAGAAGGUGCAGAAUCAGCGAGCGACUGUGAAAUGAGCGAAGCAGCUUGUAGCACUAUUACCGCCGUCUCAAGUGAAGAAAUUCAAAAUAACGAAGAUGUGUUAAAGAGAGAUGCCGAUACUGUAUCCAUUAAAUCUGAAACUAGUGAAGUAUCAAUAUCUAAAAGAAAGUUACGUACCAAAGAAAAGAUAAUAGACGCCAAGACAUGUAUGGAUAAUCCAGAAUUUUUGAAGUACUUAGAAUUACGACAGGAUGCACUUAUGGAUGAAAACCCUGAGCUGACACAAGAAGAAAUAACAAACUAUUUAUAUAACACGUGGCUAUAUGAAGAGAGUAUGAAAACGGACAUUAAAAAGACUGAUGACAUUGACCAAGCUAAUUUAGUGAAAGGUCUGAACCAAGAACCUGCACCUGUGAAAAGAGUUCGAAAGAAGAAAGAAAAAGAAUAUCCUAAUUACAGUGCUAGUACAACUGAAGAUAUUAUCCCAAAAGACAAAUCUAAAAGAAGAACAGAGAGGCCGUUUUACAAAGAAGACUUUUCAGAUUAUGAAGAUGAUAUUGAAUUAUUUGACAUUUUUAAAACAAAACCUAAAAAUAACUUAAAAGUGGAAGAGCCUAAAGUAUCUUCGAGUUCUAAUCUAGUUAAUGGAGAUUUGGACGAAAACCCAGCAGAUAAUUUUGAUACUGAAGAUGUUCUGAACGAAGAAGCAGACCAAUUUGACCAAGUAGAGGAAUAUUUUAGACAAUUGACUCAGCCAAAACCAAAUUUAUUUAAAGGUUUAAUCAGAGAAAGGGUGUGCGAAGUAUGUGAAAGAACUGGAAAUCUAGUUAAAUGCAAAGGCUGUUGUGGCACGUUCCAUGCCGAUUGUGUGAAAAAAGUUGUCGAAAUAAUCGAGUCGCCCCAACCUAGCAGAGGUAGAAAGAAAAAACGUAAAAAUCGAGGCAGAAAACCGAAAGGUCUAGAUGAUUCUAACGACGACCACAGUGACGAUAAAUCUCAGGAUCACAACAAUUCGGAUGAAAUGCUAGACAACGAGCUGGAUUCCCACACAAUAACGAACGCGGAUGAAUUCGAAGCGAAAUUGUCAGCAAAAUUAAAAGAAAUGCUCGAAAACCCAGAUACCAGAUACGAUUCCAACUCUAGCGACGAAGAACUCAGCUGGAGCGAUACAGACGUCGGCAAAUGUAAAGUUGUCGACAUAAUUCCUCGCAAGAAGAAGGCUGAAGUUUCGAAUUACGACGAUUUCAAGUGUAGAAACUGCGAACAGUACAGCACUCCAGUAUGUUUCGUGUGUAAAAGCGAUGUAUCUCCGAAACAGAAAGUCGAAAAGAGGCAGAAAUGCCAAGUAGCGCACUGCAAUCAAUAUUAUCACUUGGAGUGCUUAGAGCAUUGGCCACAAACACAGUUUAAUUCUGGGGAGCCGUCUCGCAAUAGCAAGAAGUUGAAUGAUUAUUCUGAGGCGUUAUCCUGUCCUCGGCACGUGUGCCAUACGUGUGUGUGCGAUGAUCCCAGGGGGUGUAAGACCAGGUUUUGUGGAGACAAACUGGCCAGGUGUGUCCGGUGUCCAGCUACAUAUCAUACAUUCACCAAGUGCCUCCCAGCUGGUACGCAGAUAUUGACCGGUUCGCAUAUUAUUUGUCCGAGGCAUUAUGAGCAUAGGCCCGGCAAAGUACCCUGUCACGUGAACACGGGCUGGUGUUUUAUAUGUGCUUUGGGCGGUUCACUGAUUUGCUGCGAAUAUUGUCCCACUUCGUUUCAUGCUGAGUGCCUUAAUAUAAAACCUCCGGAGGGUGGUUACAUGUGUGAGGACUGUGAGACCGGUUGCCUGCCGCUGUAUGGUGAAAUGGUGUGGGUCAAAUUGGGUCACUAUAGAUGGUGGCCGGGUCUCAUCCUGCACCCAUCGGAGAUACCAGAGAACAUACAAGCCGUGAAGCAUUACGCCGGCGAGUUUGUGGUCAGGUUCUUUGGCCAGUACGACCACUACUGGGUGAACAGAGGCCGGGUGUUCCCGUUCCAAGAGGGUGACAGUGGCAAAAUAUCAAGUAAGAAUUCAAAGAUAGACGCCGCGUUCGCGAUGGCGGUGGAGCACGCACAACGGGCGUAUGAGAUUAUAAAGAACUCAUCGCCGUCCAAUGAGGGCGACUCGGACAUAGCGUCUUCCCUCCUGCCCCCGCACUACGUCAAGCUGAAGGUCAACAGGCCGCUGGGGUCGCUGGCCAAUAGACGCAACGACGAGGAGGGUUCACUGACCGCUUGCGAGUGUGACCCCAACCUGAGCCAGCCCUGCGGACCCUAUUCGCAUUGUCUCAAUAGGAUGCUGCUAACCGAGUGCGGGCCGACCUGCCGCGCGGGCGAGCGCUGCAACAACAGGGCGUUCGAGAAGCGCCUGUACCCGCGCCUGGAGCCCUACCGCACGCCCGCGCGCGGCUGGGGGCUGCGCACCCUCGAGGACAUCAAGGCUGGGCAAUUUGUGAUAGAGUACGUGGGAGAGCUGAUUGACGAAGAGGAGUUCCAGCGGCGCAUGCGGCGGAAGCACGAGGUUCGGGACGAGAACUACUAUUUUCUCACUCUGGACAAGGAGAGGAUGAUCGACGCGGGGCCGAAGGGCAAUUUGGCUCGGUUUAUGAACCACUCGUGCGACCCCAACUGCGAGACGCAGAAGUGGACGGUGCUCGGCGACGUGAGGGUCGGCUUGUUCGCUCUGUACGACAUACCGGCUAACAGCGAAUUAACCUUCAACUAUAACCUCGAGAGCGCGGGCAUCGAAAAGAAGAGAUGUAUGUGCGGCACGAAGCGGUGCUCCGGCUUCAUGGGGGCGAAGCCUAAACAGGAUGAAUCUCAAGCCAAGAAAAAGGCCGCGAAACGCACGUACAAAAAACGGAAACCCAUAGAGCUAUCGCCCUCAACCAGCCAAAACAAGACGAAGCGGGGUAGACCGAAAAAUCGAGAACUCACCGAGAUAGAAAAAGAUCUACUCAUCAUAAAAAGCGCCACCAACGGCAUGUCUAGCGACUCGGAGAGUAGCGGUAGACUGAACAGCAUAGACAGUAUGAAUUCACUCAAAAGAAAGAGGUUAAAUUGUGACGAUGCACCCAGUGAUAUAACUUCACCAACGACGAAGCGAACGAAACAUGAUCACAGGAAUUAUGACGUCGAUUGAUAGAAUUCAAAUUUGGAAUCCUCGAAUCUCAAGACAAUCAAUCGCAAACUUAAAUUUCGAAUUUUCGAAUGCGAUUUAUAA